CUUUGCUGAAAUUUACGAGACUUCACUGGGUCUGAGCGGAGGGGCGUCUCAGCCAACUGGAGAGUUCAAUCAUGGUUGCACCAGAAGUGUUGCGUGCCUUGCGCAAAAACAAGACCCUGAGCUACGGAGUCCCGAUGUUGUUGCUGGUUGUUGGAGGUUCUUUUGGUCUUCGUGAAUUUUCACAAAUCCGAUAUGAUGCUGCGAAGAUUAAAAUUGAUCCUGAAUUGGAAAAAAAACUGAAAAUGAAUAAAGUGUCUUUAGAGUCAGAGUAUGAGAAAAUAAAGGACUCUACUUUUGAAGACUGGAAGAAUAUCCGAGGUCCGAGACCUUGGGAAGAUCCUGAUCUACUCCAAGGACAAAAUUCAGAAACCCUUAAGACUAAGACAACAUGACUGUUCUCUUUUGUUUGUUUGUUUGUUUAAAUAUUAUCAACUGGAUACACUUCUGAUCCAGUGGGAAAAAAGUUCCAUACCUGCAGAAACCUGGAAAUAAGUAAUCUUAUGGCAAUAAUCUUGAUUAAAAAGUCAAGUACAGAUCUUUAUACUUUGCAACUAAUCCAUUUGCAAAUGAAGGUAUCAGUGGUGAGCACAUCUAUAUACCUUUCAAUAAAAAUGUGAAUAUUGUUACCAAA
Molecule: messenger RNA, 631 nt
Organism: Marmota monax (woodchuck)
Lineage: Eukaryota; Metazoa; Chordata; Mammalia; Rodentia; Sciuridae
Product: cytochrome c oxidase assembly protein COX16 homolog, mitochondrial
Exons: 4
Coding region: 72-392 (106 amino acids)
Biological process (GO): mitochondrial respiratory chain complex IV assembly
Cellular component (GO): mitochondrial inner membrane
Source: RefSeq, a predicted model, not a curated record